Messenger RNA from Plasmodium cynomolgi strain B, 1230 nucleotides. Its product is annotated as CYIR protein. The annotation marks the transcript as partial. NCBI's taxonomy places the organism in Eukaryota, Apicomplexa, Aconoidasida, Haemosporida, Plasmodiidae. The record is from RefSeq and is a predicted model, not a curated record. The transcript is spliced from 2 exons.
AUGAGUCAUCCAUGUAAUACAUCUUUUAAAGGAUAUCUUAAUUAUGAAUGUUACAAGGAUUUAAAUUAUCAAUUUGGCGAUAAAUUAAAAGAUAGGGGUUAUAUGAGUAGUACAUUUAUUUCGGAUAUUGGAAAAGAAUACGAAAAUGGUAAACUAAAGAUAUAUAAUGAUUUAUCUGAGAUUUUUACUAAAUUAAAAGCAUAUUUAAGCAACGAUCAUGUUUUUGGUUGGGGUAAAUAUAAUGAUGAAGGAACUUGUACGUAUAUGAGCUACUUGUUAUGUGGUCAAAUCCGUGAUAAACUAUAUGGUACAUGUGAUAAGGGCAGAUUUGAUAUACUCAAAGAAUUUGUAGACAAAUACAAUAAUUCUACUAGUUCUUAUGCAUGUAGAAAUUACUUUAAACACUUAGGUGAUAAUGAAUUUCGAAAAAUGAAUGCCUUAUAUGAUUUUUAUGAUAAGUAUAUAAAGUUAUCAGCAGAAAAUUUGCAUGGGAAUACUAAAUACUGCAGUGACAUGCUUAAUUUAGUUUACUUAUAUAAUAAUUCUUUAUUUAAACAAUUUUUACACGAUAGCUCAGAAUUUAAUGAUGUAUUGAAGCACAUUUAUGCACUUAUGGAGAAUAUUACAGAGACCGGAAGAAUAUGUUGUACAAAUGAAAAAUUUCCUAUACGUAAUCCAGGUUUAUUUAUAUCAUCUGUGGUACAAGAACAACCCCCUACCCACACAUCAUCAGAACGAGAUAGGGAACCAUCACACGAAGGAAUAUUAGAUGAUCCACGUAAUCCAAUACAUUCAGAAGGAACAAGUGCAUUACGAAUGUCUUUAGGAGAAGAAAUAAUAGCAGAUCCUGUAAAUUCAAGAGUAUCUGAAGUAUCACAAUCAUCAGUAGAAGCAAUAAAUUUUGUAUCAGAAGAACCCUUUGAUAGAAAUCAAUUACCUCAAAACCUAGAACACUUAGGAAAAUAUGAAUCUUUUGGACAACCCCCUUAUGUAUCACGAGGAUCUCAUGGAUCAGAAAGUUAUUAUGGAAAAGGAGGACGCGUUGAAACAAAGAAUAGGUUAUCACCAGAGAAUCCCAGAGUAGUAACAAAACCAUUAGGAACAGGAAUUAAUAAUUCAGGCUUCAUGACAAAUGUACAAAAUGGUAUUUCAGAAUUUAUAAAAGAUGUUGAUCCAGUACCAGUUAUGGGUGUAUCUGGAGGGAUGGGAGCCUUAUACUUACUUUUAAGG